AUGGAUCGGAGUUGGAUGUAUAAAAAACGCAAUACACUUGAAUAUGUUCAUGGGGUUCAAGAGUUUGUUAAAAUUGCCGAGGAAUAUGCAAGUAAAAUUGGUGAAAAUUAUAUAGUGUGUCCUUGUUAUGAUUGUAGAAAUCUAAAAAAGUUUCAUAGUUCUGAACAAAUUAAGGAACAUUUGAUACGUCGUGGUUUUAAGAUAGGAUAUGACCGGUGGAUAUGGCAUGGUGAAACUGUCCUUACUAGUAACAGUACAAAUCAAAGAGAAUGUAGAAAAAAUCAAGAGAAAGAUCAAAGUAAUGAAGAUAAUGUUAGAAAUGAUGGAGACAAUGAUCGGCUAGAUGAAUUGAUGCGGGAUAUGCAAGGGGAUUUGAAUCAAAUGCCUCAAGAGUGGAGUGAUAAGAGUUUCACGGAGUUAUUAGAGCUUUUAAAGGGCAUGCUUCCAAAUGAGAAUGAACUUCCUAGUUCAACUUAUGAGGCAAAGAAAAUGUUAUGUCCGUUGAGUAUGGAGAUUGAAAGGAUCCAUGCAUGUCCAAACGACUGUAUUUUGUAUUGGAAUCAAAACAAAGACUUGCAUGUGUGUCCAAAGUGUGGAGCAUCGCGUUAUAAACGAAAAGGGCUCGAUGAUGCAUGUGAGCAGAAUAAAGGUCCUCCAGCGAAGUUGUUGUGGUAUCUACCGGUGAUUCCAAGAUUCAAAUGUUUGUUUGCAAAUGCAAAGGAUGCGAAGAAUUUGCAAUGGCAUGCUAGUGGGAGAAAAGAAGAUGGAAAGUUGAGACAUCCUGCCGAUUCUCCUCAGUGGAAGAACAUUAAUAAGAAGUUUCCUGAUUUCGGUGCUGAAAAUCGAAAUCUUAGGCUUGGACUAUGCACGGAUGGAAUGAACCCUCAUGGUAACAUGAGCAGUCGCCAUAGCACUUGGCCAGUUCUCUUAACAGUUUACAAUCUCCCUCCGUGGUUGUGUAUGAAGCGCAAGUACAUCAUGUUAUCAUUGCUAAUAUCUGGUCCUAAACAACCAGGAAACGACAUAGAUGUGUACUUGGCACCGCUUAUUGAAGAUUUAAAGAUGUUGUGUAAUGUAGGUGUGACAGUAUUUGAUGCUCAUAGUCAAACCAACUUCACUUUACGAGCCAUGCUGUUCUGCACAAUCAAUGACUUCCCAGCAUAUGGUAACUUGUCAGGGUAUACUACUAAAGGGGCUAAGGCAUGCCCUGUUUGUGAAGAUGAAACGGUUGAUCUUUGGUUGAACAACAGUAGGAAAAAUGUGUUCAUGAGUCAUCGAACCUUUUUACCUAUUGACCAUCCUUAUCGAAAGAGGAAAAAAGCUUUCAAUGGAAAAUCUGAGACUGGAGUUGCUCGCUUACCAUUAUCAGGGGAUGUUGUUUAUGAUCGAGUGAAAAACAUUGAUAAUGUGUGGGGAAAAACUUCAAAAACAAGUCAAAAGGGUAUUUGGAAAAAGAGGUCUAUAUUAUGGGAUUUACCAUAUUGGGAGCACUUAUCUGUUCGACAUUGUCUUGAUGUAAUGCAUGUGGAGAAAAAUAUUUGUGAUAGCAUUAUCGGGACAUUGUUGAAUAUUCAAGGUAAGACGAAAGAUGGUAUUAAAGCUAGAAAAGAUAUGGUAGAAUUGGGGAUAAGGACUCAAUUAGCAGCACAGGAAUCUGGAAAGAGGGCAUACUUACCUCCAGCUUGUUAUACUCUGUCUAAAAAGGAAAAAACAAGUUUUUGUAGCUGUCUAAAUGGUGUCAAGGUUCCUUCUGGCUAUUCAUCUAACAUUAAAAAGCUUGUUUCAAUGAAGGACCUUAAAUUGGUUGGUAUGAAAUCACAUGAUUGCCAUGUGCUAAUGCAACAUAUGUUACCUAUUGCUAUUAGAGGCAUAUUACCUAACCAUGUUAGACAAGCAAUUACAAAGCUUUGCUACUUUUUCAAUGUCAUUAGUAGUAAAGUUGUUGAUCCUGAGGUGUUGGAUUCUUUGCAAGCUGAUGUGGUAGUAACUUUAUGCCAGUUUGAAAUGUAUUUCCCUCCAUCAUUUUUUGAUGUUAUGGUGCAUUUAACAGUUCACUUGGUGUGGGAAAUUAAAAUGUGUGGUCCUGUAUUCUUGAGGUAUAUGUAUCCAUUUGAGAGAUACAUGGGAAUUUUGAAAGGAUAUGUGAGAAAUCGAUAUCGGCCAGAGGGGAGUAUAAUUGAAGCUUAUGGCGCUGAAGAAGUGAUUGAUUUCUGUACUGAUUAUUUGGCUAAUGUUCAGUCCAUUGGUGUUUCUAAAUCACGUCAUGAGGGAAGACUCACAGGAAAAGGUACCAUUGGGUUUAAAACACAUGUCCCAAGUCAAAUAAUCCGAAAUCAAGCACAUCAUCUCGUACUGCAGCAGCUUUCUGAGGUUCAUCCAUAUUUGGAACAACACUUGUCUAUUAUAAGGCAACAAAAUCCUUCUAAAGGUGAAAUGAGGGUGACAAAAGAACACAAUUCUACAUUUAUCACAUGGUUCAAAGAUACAGUGAUGCAAGAGUUAUCUCAAGUGCCAAAUAAUAUCACUGAAACCAUUAGAUGGUUAUCGUAUGGCCCUAGAUUUGUUGUGAGCACUUAUGAGGGAUAUGAUAUUAAUGGGUAUACGUUUUACACAAAAUGUCAAGAUCAAAAAAGUAUAGUGCAAAAUAGUGGAGUGACAUUAGUAGCACAAUCAAGAGAGUAUUCUAGUGCUAAAGAUACUAACCCGGUAGAUGCUACUAUGUCAUACUAUGGAGUCAUUGAUGAAAUCUGGGAACUUGAUUAUAAGGUGUUUAGGAUUCCUCUAUUCCGAUGUUCUUGGGUUGAUAACAGGCGGGGUGUCCGUGUAGAUGAUUUGGAUUUUACCUUAGUUGAUUUUGGUCGGCUAGGAUAUCAUGAUGAACCGUUUAUACUUGCAUCUCAAGCUAAACAAGUCUUCUAUGUUUCUGAUCCUAUUGAUAGUAAGUGGUCAAUUGUCUUACAAGGCAAAAGAAGUAUUGUUGGUGUUGGUGAUGUUGUUGAUGAAGAGGAAUAUGACCAAUUUGAUGAAACCCCACCAUUUUCUAUUGGUAUUCAACAUGUGACUUUAUGUGAAGAUAACAUUGAUACUAAUUACAUGCGUACUGAUCAUGAAGAAGGGUUGUGGAUUGAUCAUCCGACAGUAUAUAUAUACAUGGCUGACGAUCACACAGAUCCGGUGGUGGAGGAAUCUUCAAAGGGAACAGAGAGCAAAGUGCGUAAAGCAAGAGGAGCUACAACUUGCAGUAAAAUGACAAAGAAGAGACCAGAGGAUGAGUCUAAGGCAAUUGAGUUUGAUGAGAAGAAUAGGCCUCUUGGGCCAAAUGCAAGGAAGUACUCAAAUUACCUUGGCCUUAUGGUUCGUAUUCACAUAGACAUAAACAUUCCGCACUGGCGUCUUGUUCCAACUGCGGUUAAAGAUGCAGUCUGGGAUGAACUUAAGAAAGAGUUUAAUAUCCCUGAGUCGAGAAGAAGUCAUAUUUUGGUCCAUGCACGGCUACGUUGGAAAGAUUUCAAAACAAGAUUGGUCCGUGACUUCAUCAACAAACAGAACGAAAAAUAUAGCUCUCCCUGUGAGUUAUAUAAGUUCAUGGAUGAGAAAAAAUGGGAGCAAUUUGUAACCACGCAUGAAACUGAAGCUGCCAAGGUACAGUACAUAAUUUAA
This is a messenger RNA of Ipomoea nil (Japanese morning glory), 3660 nucleotides long. RefSeq lists its product as uncharacterized. NCBI's taxonomy places the organism in Eukaryota, Viridiplantae, Streptophyta, Magnoliopsida, Solanales, Convolvulaceae. The record is from RefSeq and is a predicted model, not a curated record. The transcript has 4 exons. The coding region runs from base 1 to 3660 and encodes 1219 amino acids.